Rotaria sordida is the source of this 633-nucleotide messenger RNA. The record is from the annotation of a GenBank genome assembly. Lineage: Eukaryota; Metazoa; Rotifera; Eurotatoria; Philodinida; Philodinidae.
AUGGCUAUUAUGGAUCCAUUAUUAAACACAGGUUUUCUAUGGCGUUGUCUUGCUGCAUAUGCUGGAAUUAAAGCUGAUGAUAAACCACCUAAUGAUGAUAUUUCUUCAGCAAUAGCUACUAGUGAUAAUACACAUGAAAAACGACGUAAAAUUACUAUUCGUAAAUCAAUAUCAAAUAAACCUGUACCUGAAAAUGAAGAUACAUCUGAAAAAAUAGAACCUGAUGCUAAAGAUAAUUAUCAUGCUCGAUUAAUUGAUAUAAUGGGUUCACGUCAAGCAUUUCUUCUUCGGAAAUUACGUGAAUCAUCAUUACCAAGUCAUCCACAUAUGUCACCAUUAUGUGCUUCCGAUGAAAUUUUACGUCAAUUUCCAACAACUCAUCUUAUUCCCUGUGCACGCGAUCCAUUUAUUGAUGAUAAUGUUGAAUUUGCACGUCGAUUACGUUCUCUUAAUGUUCCUCAUCAAUUAACUGUAGUUGAUGAAUGGCCACAUGGUUAUCUUGAUUUUGGUUUUGCAUCAGAUGAUAUUGGUCAAUUUAAUGUUGAAAUUAUAAAUAUGCUUCACAGUAUUGUUCAGCAAUCAAGUUCUAAUGAUACCGGUGAUCUUACUUCCUUACCAACUUUUGUUGACUAA